Molecule: messenger RNA, 549 nt
Organism: Colletotrichum paranaense
Lineage: Eukaryota; Fungi; Ascomycota; Sordariomycetes; Glomerellales; Glomerellaceae
Exons: 3
Source: RefSeq, a predicted model, not a curated record
GUGCCCCAGCCUAGCAAGGCACCCAAGAGACGAAUCGCCGCCAGCACCGUCCACAUCGGAACCCUGACCCAGGAUGCGCCGCUCGCGCACAAGCGCAAUCGGAAACGUCCCACUGCCGUGCCGAAGCAGCGCCGCGCCGGACAGCCGAUCCGACUUCCCGACCGCAACCUCGUCCACGCCAAGCAGGAAGUUACCAGCCAGUGGGAUAUCGCCGAGCUCCGACGUGUUGAACGCGCGAACGUGGAUUUAGUGGUAUAUUGGACUCGCCAGGAGUUGCUGUCCUCUCUGGCCCCUGAAGCAGCCGACGCGCCUCGCCUCGCGGAUCAGCUGGGGAACAAGAUGGACCGUGAGUCCGCUGACAACUCCAGUCUCACGCACAUCUGGCUUUGUAUCGAUGGCUGGAAGGGAAUCCAGAUGGCCUACUUGGCGUACCAGCAGCAGGGCCCUGUUGUGGGUGGCAUACACGUGUUUUCUCGGUUCAACUUCACAGCCGCUGCAUACUUGGCUGAUUCUUUCUGUGACGAUACAUCCGGACCCCAGAGAGAAUAG